Molecule: messenger RNA, 375 nt
Organism: Gryllus bimaculatus (two-spotted cricket)
Lineage: Eukaryota; Metazoa; Arthropoda; Insecta; Orthoptera; Gryllidae
Source: the annotation of a GenBank genome assembly
GGAGGAAGUGAAGACCCAGAAGACUGUAUUGAUCGAGGAAUAAAUGAUUUUCCUAGUGGAUUGUUUACACAUGAUCAACGGUUGCAUGGUGCCAUAGUGCUACAUUUCCUUUGCGCUCUCUACUGCUUUGUAUUACUGGCAUACGUAUGCAAUGACUAUUUUCUACCAUCUGUUGAAUGCAUUUGUGUAGAUCUGAAUCUCUCUCAAGAUGUUGCUGGUGCAACUUUCAUGGCAAUGGCCACAUCCACUCCUGAAUUGUUUGUCAACAUCAUUGGAACAUUUAUCACUGAAUCAGAUUUAGGAGUAGGUGCUGUAGUGGGAUCGGCUGUAUUCAAUACAUUUGGUGUUGCUGCAGCUAGUGGUUUAGCAACGAUA